GGCGGGUGCUGCAGAUGGUCGUCAAACAGCCAUAGGGUCAUGAAACGCCGACGACGUCGCGUCGUCAGACACUGAAGGAGGGGGAGCCAACAACGGAGGUGGUCGUCUUGGGUGCGGUCCAACGACCGGCUGUCGGUGGCUUGGUUGCAGCUGCAGGCGGCGGUGGUGCUGUGGCCGCCACAACAGCGGGUACUACAGCAACUGUCGACAAGAAAGAAGAUGAUGACGACUAGGAGCCACUGGCGAGCAGGGUGCGGAGAGGGAAUGUGGCAAAUGUUUUGGCGGACCAGGCAAGGUUUGUGGGUUGACGACAACCGCUUCUGGAACGAGACGGAAGGCAGUCGACUAUACAAGAUUGUCAACAACACGUGCAACUAUUUGUUGUGCAUCAUCAGAGGUGUGCAUCCUCCCUUACUCCCGCGCAAGAUCAUCCUUCCACAUUCUUCCAUCGCACAGGUUACAAUAACGGACGAAUCACAGUUGCACGAAGCAAAGGAGAGGUCGUCGAAGGUGCAAAGGGUCAUCCUACACGUCAUCCACGAGUGGAUCUUCAAGUCUAACAGCACGCCACGAGGAUACACUGCCGCGUAUGGGUACCUGCUGCAACACGUGGCGACGGACAUCCCACGCGCGAUGUGGUUCGCAGAGGAAUGGAGUGUGUGUGUGAGUUCGGCUUUUUGCCACUUCACACUGGAAUUGGACAUACAACUCCCUUUGUGGUUCGUCGGCUUGCACAUCGAAGACAGACCUGAUGACGACGAACUCGCGACGUAUCAAGAGGCGAUGUUGCAACGCCUUGUGUCAGCUUUCAUGAGCGUGGUGGGUGCGGCGAAGCUUCAAGACGGUGGCCGCGUGUCAAACGAGAGGUUGAAGAAUGUGGCAGAGGGGAUGAUGGAUUUUAUGGUCGUCGUCAUGUGGUUGAUGCGCAUGUUGGAAGAUGAUCUCCGUUCAUACUACGAGGCGUCCUUCUUCCUUCAACUGGUGGCGAAGCCGACCCAGCUGGCUUCAAUGCAUCGCUCCUUCGACGCGCGUCAACACAUCAAGCAAGCAGCGAACAUCGUCGCGGAGCGGCUGGGCAAGCCCCUCAUCACUUUGGUUAUACAUCCCGGACUGGGCGUCAUGCGGUGUGAAAUUCACACACGACGCAAGCCUGCCAUCGCCCGACGAUGCAAAACGUUUAGAUUGAACAUGACGACGAUGACGACAACGAGCAGCAGAAAGCACAAGGAGGUGCGCCGCCCGUCAUUGGCGGAACAGACGCGUUGCGACGGGGAAGCCAGCGGUAGACUGGGAACGAUGUUUGUUUAGAUUGUUGGUCGUUUUCUGAUUCUUAUUCCUGUCUCUUAUACACAUCU
This is a messenger RNA of Chara braunii, 1355 nucleotides long. NCBI's taxonomy places the organism in Eukaryota, Viridiplantae, Streptophyta, Charophyceae, Charales, Characeae. The record is from the annotation of a GenBank genome assembly.